AUGUCUUCAGUAGAGGCUCGCCGUAAGCGCUCGGCUACUGAAGAGGGCGGCUUGAUGACGGAGCACUGGCAGGCUGAGGCAGGACGCUCGCGAGAAACAGCAUCACCACCCACGGAAAAAUCGAUGACCCAUCCUGUAGUCCAUCUACAGCCAACCUCUGAGCUUGAUGGGCCAGAAAAUAGCGACAAGAAUUUACGAAGGCCCGUAUCGAAUACUGUGCGAAAUCAUGAACUCCACGACCAAGGACCUAUUGCAUCGCUAUCAAGGCCUCUCAUGGAGACGUUAGGGCUCUUGCUCAUUGAUGUCAGGAUGAAUCCUGAUGUGCCUCAAUACUGUGGUCCCCUAGAGUCAAGCUGCGCAGCCUUAUUUUUCUGGAUCGAUGACCUUGGAAUGUCGCGAGGCCGUCUUGAUGACAUGCUUCAAAACUCCCUUCAGCUGCGCGAUACUUGUCUGGCCGUUCUCGUGUCUAUCUCUCGAUUUGUCAGCACAUCUUUGAUACUUCUGAUCAGCAGUGAGCAUCGACAGAGAGAAGUACUACAGUCAACGGGCAUCUCGAUUUCGUUGGAGCAGAUCAUGAAUAUGAUUGAGUACCAGCAACAUCAGUAUACUCAUCGACCCGAGCAGGACGCGGAAAGCUUAUGUCAGACUCUUCGAAUGAAGAUCGACACUCUCAUUAUGUUGGCACCCACCCUAGCAUCACCAGCAGAAGAAUUCUUCGACGAUGAGGAGCCUCGAGUUAUCCAAGAUAUUGGCGAAUACCUACCGGAACAGGCCUACGCUAACAGCAUUUCCCAAAAGUUCCCACUGGCUGCGUUAGCAAUUGUGUCUCAGUUAGGAAAGUUGAACUGGAAACGAUACAAUCACAUGAUCCAUUUACAGCAAGAAACGGUAGAGCAGGAACUGCGAACAACAGUUAUGGAGAAGGCAAGAACGAUCUUUCAUGACUCUGGCCUCGGCGUCUCUUUGCCAGCACAAUCAGAAGUUGGGUUGAAUAUUGCCGAAUCUGCACCCUCGGUGGUAUCUCACAGGGCCCAAGCGAGCCACAAACGUGUUCCACAAUUGCCAGCGAAAGCGCGGUCUGGCGAAACUUUUGCAUGCGAAAUCUGCAAUAAACAGGUGCGUUUUAAGCAGACAAAAGCUUGGAAGAAGCAUGUCUUCGAUGACAUUCUAGCAUAUUCUUGUUUCUUCGCAGAAUGCAGCGACACUCACGUCUUCUACGAGAACAGCGAUGCGCUCAUGACUCAUCUACAAGAUGACCAUGGCAUGGAUGUCCAAGUCUUGGAUGUCACAUGUCCUCUGUGUGUUCAGUUCACUUCCGGGGAUCGUGAUAUCUUAUCGCUCCAUAUUGCUCGUCACAUGGAAGAAGUUGCUCUUGCAAUAUUGCCUACUGGUGUUGACUCGGACGAGGAAUCAGGAGAUGAGUCAACAAGCGACGCUACAUCUUUGAAGGAUAACGAAGACCCUGCAAAGCUACCAGGCGAAUUUCAAGAGGACCCGACAAGGGAUCCAGUCAGCAUUGAGAGUAAUGCAUAUGGGAGUGACACCGAACCUCCAUCCGCUUCUGUCGAGUUCGAUGGCGAUGGAUGUGUACUAUCCAAAUACCUUGGCGUCGUAGAUGAAGGAGCUAACGAAGAGGAUAUUCGAAGAUGGGGAGGUAAAGAAGAGAUCAUCGCGUCAACACUGGAAUCCUGUGAAGGAAAAGAUUCAUGA
Messenger RNA from Parastagonospora nodorum SN15, 1710 nucleotides. RefSeq lists its product as hypothetical. The transcript is spliced from 3 exons. The record is from RefSeq and is a predicted model, not a curated record. Lineage: Eukaryota; Fungi; Ascomycota; Dothideomycetes; Pleosporales; Phaeosphaeriaceae. The coding region runs from base 1 to 1710 and encodes 569 amino acids.